AUGGCUUCCGCAACGAACAGUGGUUUCCCUACCAACUUCAUCUUGACCCCGCAGCAACAAAGCCUGCUGUUUGCCGCCCUCAACUCGAAUAAGCAGCAGUUGGCAAACCAGUCUCCGGGUAAUAAGGCCACCUCGAUGUCGCCCUCGUCCUUCCAGACCUCCCCGGCCCAGGCCCCUGCAAACGGUUUCCAGGAGAGUCCUUAUCUGGACAAUUACGACUACGAUUUUGGCGACUCCAGCUUUGACUUUGACUUUGCCAAUGACCAAGGCAAGAUGAUUGGCGAUAUUCCUGGAACUGCCACGUCCACCAAGUCAGACUCUACUGAGAACGAAACUUCCGACAAGAGAGCACACCCCGACGAUGAGGACGACGAUGCCUCUCCUGGAAACGGCGCCAAGAGACGGGAGAGCACGGAAAAGGUCCCGAAAAAGCCUGGACGUAAGCCGCUUACUUCCGAACCAAGCUCAAAACGCAAGGCCCAGAACCGCGCUGCCCAGCGAGCGUUCCGUGAGCGUAAGGAGAAGCAUUUGAAGGAUCUCGAGACUAAGGUGGAAGAGUUGGAGAAGGCAUCGAAGGAUGCGAACAGCGAGAACAGCCUGUUGAAGGCUCAGAUUGAGAAGAUGACUGCCGAGCUCAACGAGUACAAGACCAAGCUCACAGCCAUGAGCACUCUCUCCGUCACCCGCAACAAGUCGCCCAUGGGUUUUGGCGCACCUGUAAUCAGCAACCUGAGCGACGUCAACUUUCAAUUCGAGUUUCCCAAGUUUGGUGUUCUCCCGGGAGCUCAGAUGCCUAAACCCGCCCAGCGAUCAGGGUCUUCGGCCUCGCCUCGGACCAACGGUAGCAACCCCGUAAGCCCUCUCAACAAGGACAACAACAGCCCAAAUAUCAUCAACGGACUCGACUUUAGCACAAAGGACGACUUGGCCACUUUCACCUCCCUCUUCAGCCCAUCAAUGACCAAUGGCUCCAACGGCACCGGUACGUCGCGAGCCAGUGUCGAUUCGGGCCCAUACAGCAUGCACAAUGGCACGUCGACCAGCUCGCCGUCAGCAUCAUCUCAGUCAAAUGCUGGUCCCAGUUCGUCUUGCGGAACGUCCCCAGAACCUUUCACCCAGUCACCCAUGGGCUUCAAACCUGUUGACACUAUGACUACCAUUGGCGAGGAACAGUCGACCGGCCAACAGUCGCUAUUUGCUGGAAUCGACACCAACAGCAUUGACUGGCUUGCCCAACAGAACGGUGGUCAGUUUGAUCCUCAACUUUUCGGAGAUUACAGGGAACCUCAAGAGAACAUCCUUGGGAGCAACAAUCUAGAUGACAGCUUCUUCAACGAUGCCCUCGACGCCGACUUCUUUACGCCCUACAACAUGGCACCUAGCCCUGCUGUGCCUAAGAAGAACCUAAUUGACCAGAUUGAUGCCGCCAAGAAUGCCGACGAUGACGUGAUUAAGGAUGCCGUUAAAGCCGAGAACUACAACUGCAACAAAAUAUGGGAAAAAUUGCAGAACUGCCCUAACGUGAAGAGUGGUGAAUUCGAUCUCGAUGGCCUCUGCUCCGAGCUCCAGAAGAAGGCCAAGUGCUCGGGUCAGGGGCCUGUUGUUUCCGAGACGGACUUUCAGACAGUCGUAAACAAAUGGAUGGGCAAGGACGCGGCGGCCUGCUUCCAGAACAAGACGGAUGCCUGA
Molecule: messenger RNA, 1689 nt
Organism: Colletotrichum truncatum
Lineage: Eukaryota; Fungi; Ascomycota; Sordariomycetes; Glomerellales; Glomerellaceae
Source: RefSeq, a predicted model, not a curated record